Molecule: messenger RNA, 2397 nt
Organism: Helianthus annuus (common sunflower)
Lineage: Eukaryota; Viridiplantae; Streptophyta; Magnoliopsida; Asterales; Asteraceae
Product: glycine-rich domain-containing protein 1
Exons: 6
Coding region: 75-2264 (729 amino acids)
Source: RefSeq, a predicted model, not a curated record
UUAAUGUUAAUAAUACUAUUACUCUUAUCUUAAUUUCUUCGUUCUGUUGUUUUUUCACGAGCGUUGAAACAAACAUGUCUGCUUCCGACCACCCUUCUCCGUCAACGAGCGCGGAGCUUACGUCGCUGAGCUUAGAUCUUGCUGCAGCCGCAGGACAAACCAUCGGCUUCUUGAGAGACGUUGCAGAGUCACAUUGGCUCCACCAUACAUCUGUUCUUGCUGAAGCUAUUCGUAGGUAUCAUCAGUUGUGGAUGCCCAUGAUGUUUGAGCUUACCGCGGAAUCUGGCAAGCCACUCAUGAUCCUUCCUCCGCUUGAUAUCGAAUGGGUUUGGUUCUGUCACACUCUAAAUCCGAUAUUUUACCGGCAAUACUGUGAUUCAAGAUUCGCAAAACUCAUCGGGAAACCAGCCAUUUUUAACCAAGAAAACAAAGACUAUGCUUUGGAAAGAUGUGAAGAGAUAUGGAUAUCCAAAUACCCAUCCGAAUCAUUCGAAAACGAAGUCGAUUCGGGCGAUAAUCAUUAUCACAACAAGAACAUUCCUCAAAUGGAUUAUCUUUUGGGAGAACUAUCAAAGCAAAGAUGUUUGUUUUCCGAAUUCUCGAAACCUUAUAUGCUAGAACUUGUUUACUUAAUCGCUGCCAGAAAUCGAUACAAAGGGUUUUUGUUUUCGUUGCAAAGAUUCGCGGAUAACAGCAAAACUUUUGUACCCACAUUAGAUGUUCUACUAAUGUGGAUCACUCAUAAGAGCUACCCGAAUGCGUAUGCUGUCGAUGUAAAGGAAAUGGAGCACAGUAUGGAGAAAGUAAUCGACGCUGGCGAAUUGGUGAAGGAGGAUCAUUUGGAGGUGAUGCGGAAACUUUGGGAGAGCGUGUUUGAUCAGCCAUAUGAGAAAGCCGGCUGCCCUGUAAUCGGUGGUUCUAACGGUGUAAAACCACCGAUUCACUGGGAAGCUACAGAUUCUGAUGUUAAUGUCAAGUACCGGCCUUUGCUGCCUCGAUUCUUGCUUGAGGUUAACGUAUUGGUAAAGCGAAUCCCGACGAUGAAGACACCGCAAAAGGAUGAAUCAAAAGAGUUUUUACGGUUCAAGCUUCUUAGAUGCCACCGGGAGAUGAAAAUAAACAGCCCCAUAUCCACCAUCCCUUCAGACUCAUGGCAAAAAGUGGUGCAGCUUUACUGCGAAUUCGGGACAAAAGGAAUGGUGGUAGAACGAAGACGAAAAGGGGGUGUUGGUAUCAACGGAAGUAAACUACUCGAAUCUAACACUUUCCUAUGGAACGAGUUGCUUCGGGCACCAUCGAUCACUUUAUAUGGAGUUGUUGGCCAAAGAUUGAGAGUAUUUGUGUCGAUCACACCGCCUGCACAAGCACCAUACUUGUUCAAGUCUGUUCCGGACCGAGUGACCGACAAUUCAGGAGCUAUGGUGUCCGAGGUGAUCCUAAAAAUGAACCAAUAUCGACCGCAAGAAGGCCGAUGGUUGUCUCGUACGGUUCUUGAUCAUGCUGGAAGAGAAUGUUUUGUUAUUCGGAUGAGGGUGGGAGGAGGGGUUUGGAGAAGAGGCAGUAACAAGCCGAAUGUCGUAAACUGGGAGGAUCGCUGCGUAGAAAUACGCGAAGGCUCAUGGUCUUACAUCGCUGGUUCCAUCGGCAAAUCCCCAGAGAAAGUGAUAGCAACCGCAACACCAAAUCCAACAUCCCAAAACUGGCGAGCAUCAUGGCGCUUUUCAACCGGACACGACCUGUUUAUAUCACACGACAUGCAUUAUGAUCUCAAAACUAGCACGACGACAGAUUCACACAUUCGACUGCUAAAAGGGCGACAAUUGCAAUACGAAAACAAAGAAAAUGAAGAUGAAGAAGGAGAGUUUGUAACAAUUGUUCGGUUCACAGAGGAAAAUCCAAGCGGGAGAGCAACUGGGCUUAUAAACUGGAAGCUGUCAGCGGUGGAAUUUUCGCCCCAAGAAGACGCAGCAUUUGUAUUGCUUCUUAGCACGACGAUAUUGACAAGUGUUACCGCAAUGAGGAAUGAAGAUGUGGGAGGUUUGUUGGUUCGAAGGAGGUUAAAGGAGGCGAAACACGGUGAUCGUGAUUGGGGGUCCGUGAUCGUGAUGGAGUCUUCGUUGAACUCGGUUUAUGUUAAGCCGUGGUAUUGGAAUGCUAAGCUCGUCAUGGCACGUGAAGGGGAGGAUUAUGUCACCAAAAGUUAUACGCCUGAGGAAUGUAGUGAUGACUUUUAUAAGGAAGCGUUGUUUCGUUGGAGUGGAUGACGUGGCAUGCUGUUUUAUUUUAAAACUUACGAGUUUAAGUUCCCGUGUGUUACACAUGUUGUAUAAAGAAAAUACUUUUUACAAAUCUAUUGAUAAUUGUCAUGUUUUAAGUGAUGAGCUUGAGGAAAGUUCA